GCAAAGUCCAAAUCAGAUCAGUUCGAAGUUCGAAGAGGGACGGACGAGACGGAGACGGACGUGUAGAAACUCAGUUUUUCACAGGAAAGGAGAGCGGUACAAUGGCCGAGUCGGAGGGCGAGGUGGUCUUCAGCUCGCUACAGGAAGAGCUAGAGUACUGGAAGGAGAAAGCGCUCGAGUAUAGACAAAGUUUGGAGGAGGUGAGGGCAGAGUUUGCCGAGUUCCAGGAGAGCAGUGGAGAGCUGGAGGGAGAGUUGGAGGCCCAGCUAGACCAGGUAGAGAAGAGUAACAAAGAUCUGAUGCACAGAGUUGCCAGACUUGACGAUGAGAACGAAUCACUAAAGAGCAAGCUGGACUCGCAGCAGGCCGAGGCGUUUAUGACCAUCAGCACUCUUCAGGAGGAGAGAGUCGAGCUCCUGGCUCUGAAGGACGCUCUCCAGAAAUACAUAAGACAGUUGGAGCAGAACAACGAUGACUUGGAGAGAGGGAAGAGAGUGACAGUGUCUUCGUUGGAGGACUUUGAAUCCAAACUGAACAAUGUAAGUAUUAGUACUGAUUGCUAAGUAAAGAGUGGAGGGGAGAGGAAGAAGACAGCAGGAGGGAGAGAGAGAGAGAGAGGCUGGUAAUGGAGUGAGGGAGGGAAGAGGGUGAAGCCAGAGAGGGGAGAGGGUGUGUGUACAAUAGACAGUGAUUGUUGUUGCUGGUUGUGGUCUCUACAGGCAUUUGAGAGGAACGCGAUACUCGAGAAUGAACUAGAUGAGAAGCAGAGACUGGCCGAGAUGUCCCAGAGACUCAAGGACGAGGUCAAAGAACUUCGAUCGGAGCUGAAUCGUAAGCAUCGCCGGGUGGGGAGUGAUGAGGGGGCGGAGCAAUCUGGCUCCGCCCCCCAAGAGGAGCCUGCUUCAUCUGCCGCCCCAUCCACACCACGAAUCGCCACAUUGUCCUCCACCUCACACCCUCCCACUCCCUCCACCACCACCUCCCCCUCCCCACUCAUCCACACACACACCAUCCCCUCCACUGAGCCAGGGACGCCGCGGACUGCCUUCACUGGCAUCCAGAACUACACACCUUCCACCAGGAUAUCUGCCCUCAAUAUGGUCGGAGAUCUCCUCAGAAAAGUCGGGGCAUUGGAGUCAAGACUGGCGUCCUGUCGGACUCACAUCUCCACCAAAGACAGUCGCAGUGCAAACACUCCAGCCACAGACAGCUCAAGGGCAAAAAGGAUUCAUGUUCAGAACAAAUACAAUGGGGACCCAACCGCAACGGUCGGUUUCACCAAAGUCACCGUGUAAACAAAAACAAAAACAACAACAAACAUUGUUAGAUGAUGUUAUUUAUGACCUCGGGAAUGCAACAAAACUCUCGCAGCGUUACAAACUGACAGCUAUUAUAUUAUCAUUCUGUGCAUACCACUUGUGUCACCGUGUCGUCGUGGCACUUGAC
Molecule: messenger RNA, 1446 nt
Organism: Geodia barretti
Lineage: Eukaryota; Metazoa; Porifera; Demospongiae; Tetractinellida; Geodiidae
Source: the annotation of a GenBank genome assembly